CAAGCUUACGGAAAUUUUAUCCGCGCGAAUCAAAACAUCAAUAUACUGAUUAUUUUUCUUAUAAGAUAACAUGGAACAAAACGGUUUUAUUUUAGUAUUUUGAAGUGAAAGAUCAUCCUAUUUUGAAUAAGCAUUAUCUUUUGACAAGGAACCUGCGUCUCCAUUCGCUUUUUUCCAUAAACUCUUACGAUUUCUGACAUUUAACACUAUUUCAAUGUUUUGAGACUUGAACCGGGAACAUGUGGACGUUACCGAGAACCCGGUUCGCGCACUGUAAUGGUUCGUCGAGCGGUGAUGAGAGAGAAGUUGCCGUUAAUAUCGGCGGCGUGCGGCUGGUGCUGUGCGGGGAGCUUCUGAACCGCUAUCCGGAGAGCAGGCUCGCUGAACUCGUGAACUGUUCACCCCGGAGUUUUGAUGUGAUUUCAUCGGUUUGCGAUGAUUACGACCCUGGGAAAAGAGAAUUCUACUUUGACAGAGACCCCGACUCGUUUAAAUGCAUCGUAGAAGUGUACUACUUUGGCGAGAUCCAUAUGAAGCGAGGAAUCUGCCCUAUUUGUUUCAUCAAAGAAAUGGAGUUUUGGAAGAUCGACUUGAGCUACUUGGACGAAUGCUGCAAGAGUAACUUGAACGAGAAGGAGGAAGAAUUGGCGGAGAUUGCGGACAAGGUGAAAAUGAUCUUGGAUGAUCUGGACUCUGACCCUGACGUGAGCCGCAAUGAGAGGUGGCAGAAGUUCACCUGGAAGCUCAUGGAGAAACCGGACUCCUCGCUUACCGCACGCGUAAUUGCCAUCGUGUCUUUUCUAUUCAUUCUAGUGUCAUCUUUUGUAAUGUGUAUCGGGACUAUACCGGACCUUCAAGUGGAGGACUCCGAAGGGAACCGUGUUGAACAUCCCACCCUGGACGCUAUUGAAACGGCAUGCAUCGGUUGGUUCACGGUGGAAUACGUGCUGCGCCUCGCAUCAUCCCCUAAUAAGCUACGCUUUGCUCUCUCCUUCAUGAAUAUUAUAGACUUCAUGGCCAUCUUGCCGUUUUACGUAGUUUUGAUUCUCACGUACCUCGGCACGGCCAUGAUGGAGCUGGCCAACGUGCAACAGGCGGUGCAGGCGCUCCGCAUCAUGCGCAUUGCGCGGAUCUUCAAGCUGGCGCGCCAUUCAUCUGGCCUGCAAACUCUAACCUACGCGCUGAAAAGCAGCUUCAAAGAGUUAGGUCUGCUUCUCAUGUAUAUGGGAGUAGGUAUUUUUGUGUUCUCCGCGCUCGGGUACACCAUGGAACAGAGCCACCCGGAGACGCUCUUCCGAAGCAUACCACAAUCAUUUUGGUGGGCCAUCAUCACCAUGACCACCGUCGGCUAUGGGGACAUCUACCCAAAGACAACUCUGGGCAGAUGCAACGCGGCCAUCAGUUUUCUGUGUGGUGUGAUCGCCAUUGCGCUUCCCAUACACCCCAUCAUCAACAAUUUCGUAAUCUAUUACAACAAACAGAAAGUGCUCGAGACCGCCGCCAAGCACGAGCUUGAACUCAUGGAGCUAAGGUCGCUCGAGCUCGCCAUGAAAAGCACCUCGCGCAGGUGUGACGCGUCCGGGAGAGCGUGGGAAGGUGCCAUGCGCGCGUCGCGUAGCGAUACAUUCAUUCCUCUUCUUUCGGGAUCGCAAAGGAGUGAGAGGGAGUCGGUGAAGAAAAGAAGUCUGUCUUAAGACUAAUAUUGAAAUAAAUUUAAAAAGCACUUUAAGUUUUACGAGAGUGUUAUUAAUGUUCAUUGUGCGC
Molecule: messenger RNA, 1764 nt
Organism: Triplophysa dalaica
Lineage: Eukaryota; Metazoa; Chordata; Actinopteri; Cypriniformes; Nemacheilidae
Gene: kcnf1b
Product: potassium voltage-gated channel, subfamily F, member 1b
Exons: 1
Coding region: 240-1694 (484 amino acids)
Biological process (GO): protein homooligomerization; potassium ion transmembrane transport
Cellular component (GO): membrane; voltage-gated potassium channel complex
Molecular function (GO): protein binding; voltage-gated potassium channel activity
Source: RefSeq, a predicted model, not a curated record